AGGCCAGGGCCCCUCUAUGAGUUCGACACAGCGUAUAAGCCUAGGAAUAGUAGGAAGCCAGAUUGUUCAGUGAACGGCAUUUCGGUUCGCAUUCGGUCGUCAAAGCACGAGAAAAUAAGCAAUUAUGGGCGUGGAUGUUGAGGUUCUUUCACCUGGAGACGGCUCGACCUACCCUAAAACCGGACAAACUGUUGUGGUCCACUAUACAGGUACUCUUACCUCUGGGAAGAAGUUUGAUUCGAGCAGAGACCGUGGAAUUCCCUUCAAGUUCAAGAUUGGUAAGGGUGAAGUGAUCAAAGGAUGGGAUCAAGGAGUAGCCCAGAUGUGUGUCGGAGAACGCGCUAGACUUACUUGUUCACCUGAUUUCGCCUACGGUUCCCGAGGGCACCCUGGCGUUAUCCCGCCAAAUGCGACACUCAUAUUCGACGUGGAGCUGCUGAAGGUAGAGCCAUGAAGAAUGAACUUAUAAUCAAACACAUCAGAUUUCAUCCUGGCACACAGAAACAAUAUUGAAGAAUGUUCGAAAUUUUGUCUUAAAAUAGCAUUUUGAAUUAUGAUCAUUAGUUAGAUAAUAUCCACCCACCUCACUCCUAUAAUCGUUUUAUCAAACUUAAUUCACUUCUUAGCAAUGACUACAUAAUGCAUGUAUUUAUGUGUAUGUAUAAAUUGUGUCAAAUGGUAUGUAAUGAAACUGAUACACGCCUGAAAUCUACCUUGAUCAUACAUAGAUAUACAUUAAUACUUAUAUAUUCGAGAGUUUCGUAAUCAAACUCGUUCCACUCUCAAACCAGGUGGCAUUUAAAUCCAAAAUUUCUUAUCCGUAUAUGUGAUUGUGAUGAGAAAUAAUUUGUGUCAAUUCACUGUGUUCAACUCUUGUACUAUUUUUCACGAUAUACUAAAACGCAAACUGUGCUCAUUUCAUUUGGUUAUUUCAGGAUAUUUACUAUCUGUGAAUUUUUUGUACAAAUUAUUUGAAUAUGGAUGAUAUUUACCAUAUGGAAAAUGCAAUAGUCAUAAUUUAUGUGAUCAAAUUCAAUAAACAAUCUGCUAUGUCCAAC
Molecule: messenger RNA, 1058 nt
Organism: Diprion similis
Lineage: Eukaryota; Metazoa; Arthropoda; Insecta; Hymenoptera; Diprionidae
Gene: Fkbp12
Product: peptidyl-prolyl cis-trans isomerase Fkbp12
Exons: 5
Coding region: 125-454 (109 amino acids)
Molecular function (GO): peptidyl-prolyl cis-trans isomerase activity
Source: RefSeq, a predicted model, not a curated record